AUGGAAUGGACAUUGUUUGUGCUCUUCUUCGGCCAUCUUUUGACACCGCUGGAAGGCGUAUCUUGGGUGGAUAGGACAGAGUCUGGUGAGUCGGAAGAAAACUACUACGACGGAAGCGAUGCUGAGGACGAUGAAGAAGAUCACGACGACUCAGGAGCGCCUGAGGACACCGACGAUGACACGCACGGGCACAAAGAUUCCGUUGAGAUCGAAUAUGAAGAGAGUGAUCAGGUGGAAGAACACCACAGUGGACAUUCGCACGCCAAUGCUGUUGACGUGUCCUCCUCUUCCGAAUCGGAUCAAGCAAAUCUCUACAGCAACACCGAAUUGUUCACCAAACAUCUGAAAGGGCUUUCGCAACCAUAUGCCUUGGGGAAGUCAAAGCGAUCCAAACAGCUGCUCCCACCGGUGACCAUCUCCGUGCCGUAUCCGGUGCACAUCGAACGGAAGGUGCCCGUCUUCAUCGAAACGAAGGUGCCGGUGUACGUGGAGAAGAAGGUUGAGGUACCGGUGGAUCGACCGUACGAGGUGCCAGUGCCGGUGAAGGUUCCGGUGUACGACAAAGAGGUGAUCCAUGUGCCGCGACCCGUAGUGUACAACGUCGACCGACCGUACCCCGUGUAUGUGCAUAGGACAGUUUACGUGAACAAGUAUCAGCCGGUCAAAGUGUUGAUCAAAUCACGGACGCGUUACUAG
Messenger RNA from Anopheles coustani, 696 nucleotides. RefSeq lists its product as uncharacterized. The transcript has 2 exons. The record is from RefSeq and is a predicted model, not a curated record. Lineage: Eukaryota; Metazoa; Arthropoda; Insecta; Diptera; Culicidae. Bases 1 to 696 code for a protein of 231 amino acids.